AGUAUCUCGAUGUUGGAAACACAAAAAUGGAAGAAGUUCAUCCAUCAAUUGUUGAACGGUUGCCACGUCUUGAGUGGCUUCGUUUAGGCGGCAGAAACGUCAAGAGAAUAACACAUGUCCCAGAAAGUGUAAGGCAUCUAGACCUAAGCAAUAGUGGUAUAGAGAGUAUUCCAGAUUGCGUCACAGGUCUUCCCCAACUAGAAAGUCUUUUUGUCUACAAGUGCAGACAACUGGUGUCACUGCAAGGUCUUCCCCCUUCGCUCAAGUACAUUAAUGCAAGCAAUUGUGGAUCACUCGAGAGAGUAUGUUUCUCUUUCAAUGAUCUAAUCAGGCACCUCAUGUUUCGCAAUUGUUUUAAUCUGGAUGAAGGAGCCAGAAGAGUGAUCUUACAACAAAGAGGUUACAACAAUGUAUGGUUACCAGGUAGAGAGGUUCCUGCAGAGUUCACUCACAAAGCUAAAGGAAACUCCAUAAUAAUCCCUGUGGUUCUGGAUCGUGCGGGAAAUUUCUCAGCUUUCUCAGGAUUUAAAGCUUGCCUGGUGCUUCCGCCAACCAAGAAGUAUGCAUUACUUGUUAUAACUUGCCGUAUAAGAAGCAAAGCAGGUGUCAUCAUUACGGAACUUAAGUGGAAUUCAGUGAAUUAUUUUCAGUAUCAAACGACACAUCUGUUUAUAUGUGGUGGCAAGUUGGUUCGAGAAACACCUAAAGUGGAUGUGACUGCGAGGGAGAUCAUGUUUGAAUUCAGCUGCAGGGAUAACCACAAGAUUCUUGAGUGCGGUGUACGGAUCUUGAGUGAGGAAGAAGAGAGUAGUAGUGGUAACAAAGUGGGCUACUUUGAAACUGGAGGCAGCAGUACUGACCACUACACAGAUGGAGAGGAAGGCUAUGAACCUAAAGCUGUUCAGUUCCUGAAGUUUGAUCAAAGGCAACACUAAAAGCUCAAAACUCAAGACAUUGCCUGUGUUUCAAGAUUUCAUAAACUCAAAAGCGUUGU
Messenger RNA from Arabidopsis arenosa, 994 nucleotides. NCBI's taxonomy places the organism in Eukaryota, Viridiplantae, Streptophyta, Magnoliopsida, Brassicales, Brassicaceae. The record is from the annotation of a GenBank genome assembly.